UCAGAGACGAGGUUGAUAGAAGCUCCAAAUUCAAAAUGGACACGUCAAGAACAUCAACAUUCGGUUUUAUAUAGUUACAAUUUGAGUAAUUAUAGGUAUUGAGACGAAGUAUGGCAGCAAAAAUAGAUGCGAUCGAAAAUAUAGAUAUUGAUUCUGUUUCAGAUAUAGCUGAAAUUAAACGGCUGUAUACAUUGCUGCAACAGAAAGAGCAAGAGCUUGAUGAAGAAUUGGACAGUAUUCUUGACAACCGUUUAAUUGUUGAUUCAAAGGUUGAAGCCAUACAAAAUCUUGUGCCAAACAUAGAGGUUCUGACUGAAAAUGCUAAACAUUUAGAGCAUGUUAUAUCAGAUACAAAUCAGUUAGCAGAAAAGGUCAGCAGCAAAGUGAGAAUAUUGGAUCUUGCAAAGAGCAGGGUUCAGGACACAAUAAAGAGGGUAGAUGACAUUCUUGACUUGAAGUCUUGUGUGGAAGGAGUUGAAACUGCUUUACGCAAAGAAGAAUUUGAACAGGCUGCUGCAUUUAUACAUCGAUACCUCAAUCUUGAUGAGAGAGCCUUAAGAGAGAUCCUGCCAGAUAAUUCUGAGGGUACUGAUUUGAAGCAUUCAUUCAAUUUCUUGCAUGAUGCACAAGGCAAAUUGCAACAGAUUGUAAGGGACAAGUUUGAUGCUGCAGUGAGCUCUAACUAUAGUGCUGCCGUUGAGAGAUUUUUCAAGCUUUUCCCACUGGUUGGAAUUGACGAUGAAGGCCUUACAAAGUUUUCUCAAUAUUUGCGGAAGCAGAUUGAAGCAAUGGGUGAAAUCAACUUGGAUACUGCCAUCAAGAUUAAUCCACAAGAUAGAAGAGCAAAUGUCAUCUUUGCAGACACAUUGACACUGCUGUUUGAAGGCAUUGCAAGAAUAGUAGAAGAUCAUCAGCCGUUGGUUGAUACCUAUUACGGUCCUGGCAGGAUGGUUACUGUUUUAAAGGCAUUGCAGGAAGAGUGUGACAUCCAGUCACAAAAAAUUGUUGAUCAAUUCAUCAUAUCACGCAAGUUUAAGACAAUGUUCGAUGCAGUAAAGAAAAGCACAGCUGCCACUAAGUCAACAUCUUCUUCCACAUCUCAGCAAAGGCUUGAUCCACGUGAGUUGGACAUCCUGCUUGGUGAAGUCGUUUUGCUAAGUGCAAGAACAGAGCUCUAUGUUGGCUUUUUGCGCAGAAGACUAAGGGCCGAUCUUAAUGGCAUACAAAAAGAGGAGAUGGGAGAAGAUCUCACUGCUUUGGAGGCUCGUCUCAUUUCGAAUUCUGGCCUAAGUCAAAAGUUACAGACUUUGAUUGGGGACUACAUCUUCAUGGAAGAAUAUUUUAUGAAGGAGAUGAUAUUCAAGGCCGUAUCCUUAGAUUCAACAGAGGAUGAUACUUUGAUAUCAAGCAUGGUUGAUGACGUUUUCUUUGUCAUGCAAAAGUCACUCAUGCGAACUAUUUCGACAUCAAACAUGGAUGCAAUCUGCGCCAUGGUGAAUAAUGCGAGCUCAAUACUGCUUUCAGAGUACAAAGAUGUUCUACGGGUCAGAAUCAAAAGUGGGUACCCUUCAUCGAGUCUCGAUAUAUCAGGGAUGAUCCAAGGUGCGGUCAAAAUGCAAACCAGUAGCCAAAGUCAGGAUGCAGCAAAAUUAAAAAGAAACUUUCUGAUUGCUCUAAAUAACAUUGAAGUUAGCAUCAAUAAUUUAAAAAAGCUAAGAGCUACAAUUGAGAAUGAAUGCCGGAGACUGUUCGAUCAGAUUGGAUCACGAGGAAAGGACAAAGUAGAGAGCUGCCUUACUGAUAUGACAUCAUGCACACAAAGUUUGAAAGACCUUUUACAAGCGGGAAUUUCACAGCUUUGCAACAAUGGAGUUUUACCUAAACUGUCAAGUCUUAUAGAAGGCUUUUCAAGCAUUAACCAUGUUAUAUCUGAGGAUGAGUUUUCUUUAUAUGAAGUCAACGAUCCUUUUGUUCAGAAUUUUAUCGCAAACUUAGACAAAGGCUUGUCAUCAUUAAAGGAUUCUCUGACAACAUCAAAUCAUGAAAAUGUAGUCAACCUUGUGUGCUCUGAAUUAGCAACAAGAUUAGAGAAAUCGGUGAUGAAAAGCUCUUAUAACAGGCUUGGUGGCCUGCAGUUUGACAAAGAGCUUCGUGCACUUGUUGGUUACUUAACAAAUAUAACUGAAUGGACAGUGAGAGACAAAUUUGCAAGGCUAACUCAGAUCGCAACUAUAUUGAACCUAGAGAAGGUCGGAGAGCUGCUGGAUUAUUGGGGUGCAAAUUCAGGUCCUAUGACUUGGCGGUUGACACCAGCAGAAGUACGCCAGGUUUUGAUUCUAAGAGUCGAUUUUAGGACUGAAGACAUUCAACGAUUGAGAUUGUAACUUAUAAAUUGAGAGGUCUGGAGUUGAAAGAAAACUAAGGGCAGGUAUCUUUCAAACAAGACUCAUUUUCAUCGUGUAUUGUAUCAAAAUGAACACAAUAAAGCAAUUUGCAGACAUUAACAGAAAUUCGCAAGCUGUUAAUGAUGAUUUUCUAUAGCUAGACGCACGCAAUCAGACGGGAGAUAUCUCAACGCCAUAAUAGAUGACUUCUGUCGUUAAUUUCUACCUUCUUAAAGCCCAAGCAGCUUCUGUCGAAAAGACUAUUACAUUGGUUCUAUUUGCCACGAGUUGAUAAGCCAAAAGGCCAUCCCUGUCAUCUACCUAUCGCUUGAGAUUGUUACUAGAUUAAGAGUUUCAUUAUUCCUCCCCCUGUUCCCUUCUGCAAUGAUACAGCACGGCCCUUCUAAAUUCCACUGAUUGGCCUAUUGUCAAUAGAUCAAUUGGCAAUAGAAUCCCUUCUUUUGCCCUCAAAUCCCGAAUCCAGAAUCAAGGUCCUCAAGCGAGUCAUCAAGAUUUCCGUCCAGGACUUUGCUGUCCACUGCUUCUUCGGUAUACUGCUGGUACUCUGCGAUAAGGUCACUCAGAUUUGAACUGGCCUAUGAAAUAAAACAUCGGUUACCAAUUCAAUAUAGAACGUCCUGAUUUGGCUACUAUCGCCCAUCUUUCUAGAAAUAAACAACCGAUUUUCGAAAUCUCUAUGUAUUUGUUUAAAUCUCUAUCCAUUCAAAGUCUGUAAUGCUCAAAGUUCGAUCACAAUUUGCGUUCGUCAGUAGAUGUAAAAUUUGGGUAGAGAAGCAAUUAAUUUUGUUUUUGGGCAAGCUAAGACUUAAAGCCCUGGCCAAACGAAUAAGACAUCAUACAACAUUGUUGCAUAAAACAUGUUUUAUUCGUUUGGCCACCAUGUUUUACGAUGUUUUACGAUGUUUUACGAUGUUUUACGAUGUUUUACGAUGUGUUAUGAUGUUUUGCAUAGUUUGAUUUCCAUCAAACAUCUCGUAAAACAUCUCUUUUGUUUUCAUGUUUGAUCAACAAUGUUGCGUUCGUUUGGCCACCCCUUAAAACAUUUAUUUUACGCACGCAAGCGUAGUAGGUUAAAAUUCGGCAAACACAACGCAGUAACUGUAGGAAACUGUGCGGGAGCGCUUGAACAUCACAGAUAUUUUAACAGUUGUUUGAUUCGUUUGACCAGGUCAUAAAACAUCGUCCAACAAUGUUGGUACAAUAAUGUUUGACAAUGCUUAACGGAUGUUUUAUAAGUUUGGCCGGGCCUUAAUAUGUUUUUUUCUAGCCUAAGCAAAUGUAGAAUUUCUCAAGAUGAAUAUUGAGUAUUAUAUAGCAAUGACUGCAGUA
Rhopilema esculentum is the source of this 3734-nucleotide messenger RNA. Its product is annotated as conserved oligomeric Golgi complex subunit 4. The record is from RefSeq and is a predicted model, not a curated record. Lineage: Eukaryota; Metazoa; Cnidaria; Scyphozoa; Rhizostomeae; Rhizostomatidae. Gene Ontology annotation, biological process: Golgi organization; retrograde vesicle-mediated transport, Golgi to endoplasmic reticulum. Gene Ontology annotation, cellular component: COG complex.